AGCUUAUCUGGCACACACAACUUCAAAUAUGAAGAAAUACACCGGGGCACUUUUGAAACAGUGGUGGCUGCAGCACAGCCGGGUGUGUGUUGAUAAGAGGUGAAGCAAGUAACUGCGAUAUAAACAGAAACGUGCUCCGUGACAAGAAAAAUCAGCUGAAGUACAAAUACCUCGGAUUUGUGCUUAGGUACAGUAAAAUAAAACGAGUUACAGUCCACCUUACAUUACAGUACUGUCUAACUGGCAGUGAAGGAGAGGAAGUCACAGUAAACCCACCAUGACACCGCUGAUCCUUAACUCGUAAAAACCCCACCCAACCUGGGAAAAGAAGAUUGGGAGGAAUUGAAGGACUAACUGGAUGAAGUCAGUGUCACUUAUACAUGAAGUGACACUUACGCUUUAAAUGACAUCUGUAAAAAGUAAACAACCACAAAAACGGCAAAACAACCCCACAGAGUCCUAUAUGGGAGGGCUGGAGCCCAUUUUCUGCCAUAAUAGUUCUCUAUUACCUGCCACCUCAACUUCCUUUAGUCCUUCAACUUCUGCUAAAUCUUCCACACAAAUACACGUCUACAAACUUCCAAAGAAUCAACCUUUUAAGACAUUUUACGCUUUUUUCAACACCUCACUUUAGAGAUUUUCACAGUUGAGCACACUUACAUUUUCUUCAGAAACCCUGGUGUUUUCUAGUUGUCGCUAUAUUUUAGUUUGGACUAACAGAGUGACAUCAGCAGAGCUUCACUACACACACACACACACACACACACACACACACACACACACACACACAGUGUUUUCCAGUUCAAAGUGCGGUUUGUGGGCAAUGACCCUCGGCUCAGUGUUUGGACAGUCAGACUGUUUGUCAGGCUUCAUUGUGAAGAAGAAGAAGAAGAAGAAGGAGGGAGACGCACCAGGUGAGGAGACAUCACCAUGACGACUGAAUAUCAUGACGACACUGAAGACGACAGCAGCUCAUUCUGGAACAAAGAGCCUCGACCUGUCUCCUUCUCAGGUAUCUCCAGGUACAGACGUUGGUUGGUCCCAGGUCUGACAGCUAUAGUGGUCCUGGUCCUGAUCAUAGCACUGGGAGCUAGCAACACAAAGACAUCAAACCGAUUGUGGUCUGUGGAGAAAACCGUUUCCAACCUGAGUGAAGCACUGAACGCCGCACAGCAGCUCGCUAAAGAUGCAGCUAAAGACGUCCACCGGCUGACGUUUGCUGUGGAGAACAACAAGGACCAGCUGACCUCAGUAUCAGACGCAAUGAAGCAGCUCUCAGCUCUGGACUCUAUCAGCAAGACGGUCGCUUCGCUCAAAUGUUCCCUCGAACACCUCAUCAACAACAGUUCAGCAGCAGCUGGCUGUUGUCCUCUGGGUUGGGAUGUUAUAGGUCGCAGCUGUUAUUUGUUCAGCAGGACACCUUUGGCCUGGCACGAUGCUAGAGACUGGUGCAACGGACACGAAUCUCACCUGGCCAUACUUAACACUGACGAGGAAUGGGACGCUGUGACCAAUCAAGCCAAGGGCACCAUGUUCUGGGUUGGUCUGACAGAUGAGAAAACAGGGACAUGGACGUGGGUAAACCAGACGCCGUACAUUAUGAACCGCAGGCGCUGGGCGCCCGGUCAGCCUGACAGCUGGACCGAUCACGGCCUCGGCCCCGGAGACGAAGACUGCGCUCACCUACGCGCCGACGGACGCCUCAACGACCUGCACUGCUCCCCAGUUUGCGCUACAUCUGCCAGAGACACAGCCUGCACACCUAAGACCACCGCCUCCGUCCAGGCCCCGCCCACACACGGCUCACCUCACGUGUGCUCAGCUCUACUGUAGACCGUCACAUGAACGCCACUAGGAAGUUUGAUCCCAACCAAUCAGACUGACCUCUUUCUGUCGUGUCCACGUCAAUGCUGCCCACACUGACAUCUGUCCAGGGACGGCUGACUCAUGCUGUGCAGUUAAUCAUGAAAUCAGCCGUCAAGGGACAGAUGGUGUUUUAUGUUGUACAGAUUGUAAAGCCCUUUCAUGUAAUCUCUGGCUUCAGAUCAGCCUUAGUGAAGGAGCAACUGAGUUUGAGACUUGUGGUGAUGAACAGGCGAUUUUCUAUAUUUUCCUCAUUGUCAUCAAAUCUCAAGAACAGACUCAAACCAACAUGAGCGUCUCCCACUAACACGUACAGUGUGUUUAUCUACAGCCCGGUGUAUCCGGACGCUCCGAGCCUCAGAGCUCCACUGUUACCAGAAGCUAUCGAAACGCAUCAGUGAGUCACACUGUUGCUCUGGGUGACAUGUUGCUUCAUCACCAUCAAGACAAACACUGUGGUUUAUUCUGACUCAGUCCCACACACACACACACACACACACACCGUCCCGCUGACACAAAUACUCCCUACGGCACCAGACGUGGAUUAAUCCACCGCUGAAAAUAGUCCCCCACACAUUCACUGCUUCAUCCUGUUGGUUUGACAAAAAACUACAGUGAGCAGCUGUUUGAGGAAAAUUACUGAGACUUUUUUAAAUAUUAAAUAAAUAUU
This is a messenger RNA of Xiphias gladius (swordfish), 2533 nucleotides long. Its product is annotated as C-type lectin domain family 10 member A-like. Lineage: Eukaryota; Metazoa; Chordata; Actinopteri; Istiophoriformes; Xiphiidae. Gene Ontology annotation, molecular function: signaling receptor activity. The record is from RefSeq and is a predicted model, not a curated record.